AUGGGGCUGGGGCUGGGGCGAGGCGGGCUGCCCGCGGGCGCCCUGUGCGUGAGCGCUGCGCUCAGCGGCAUCCUCAUGUUCGGGCUCCUGGCCGUGGCCAUCGGCUCGGACUAUUGGUACCUGGUGCGGGUGGAACCGGCGCGGGACCCGGAGCCGCUCAGCUCCCACUCUGGGCUCUGGCGGGUCUGCGAAGGCAGGAAUGUCUGCAUCCCACUGAUUGACCCAUUUGGGAGCAAGAGCCAAGAGGUGCCCACGUCAUUGCAGCAUCUUAUCUGCAUGCACCGGGCCUUCGUGGUCAUGCUGCCACUCAGCCUCAUCCUCCUCAUCUUCGGCUGGAUCUGUGGCGUUGUCAGUUCCUUGGCACAAAGCCGCCAGCUGCUGCUCUUCACAGGCUCCUACUUCCUGCUGGGAGGCCUGCUGACACUGUCGGGGAUCAGCGUCUACAUUAGCUACUCUGGGGCGGCCUUCACCGAGACCGUCCGCAUGUACAACCAGCAGCACUUUAACCACGUCCACAUCAGCUUUGGCUGGUCCAUGGCACUGGCCUGGCUCUCCUUCAGCACUGAGGUGCUGGCCGGCUCCCUCCUCCUCCUCGCUGCCCGGCUCCUCAGCCUGCAGCAAGCCCCACGCUCCGUGGCCAUCUGAGCCGCAGGGAGAUGGGCAGGGACACCCCAGCGCUCCGCCAUCUGCAGCUUCUUUGGGACUGACCUUUCUGCUACCCCAUGCCCCACGCACCCAGCUGCAGGCCCCCUGCAUUGCAGUCCCCGUUGCUGGGAAGGUAGUGGGUAGGGGGCAGAGGCUAAAGCCCCAUAGCAGCAGGCCCAGACUGACCCUUCACCCCCUGGUGCUGCUGGCUACAGCCUGGAUUCCCUGAGUUCUUGGGGCUGAGUCAGUGACUUGGGGAUGGACCUGGCGGCCGGCUCCCCUCGAUCCAAUGGACCCUGGCUACGAUGGAGGCCAGCCUGUUAGAGGGGGCCUACACCCUCCCCACACAGAGCCAGGCAGCUGCAGGGAGAAUGAUGCAGACAAGGUGAGAGCACAGGGCAGAUGGCCGCUGCACCAUGCUCAGCCAUGGCUCGUGGAAGACCUGGACAGCAGACCACCCAUCAGAGCAGGGAAGCCCAUCAGACCAGUGCCAAGCCUGGGGUGAAGGAAGCAGUGCCAAGGGGCAGUCAGCCCCAACCUGAGGCUUCUCUGCUUGCAGCCUGUCACAGCCCCCUGCUGCCGGGGCUGCUACUGCUUCAGCUGCCCUCCCAUUGCCAGAGCAUCUGGCCUCCUGUCCUCUGCCCAGCAUGUCCCAAUAAAGGUUCCUCUCUGAUUCCAUAGCUAGCACCUGUCUGUCACUGG
Molecule: messenger RNA, 1347 nt
Organism: Dermochelys coriacea (leatherback sea turtle)
Lineage: Eukaryota; Metazoa; Chordata; Testudines; Dermochelyidae
Gene: TMEM235
Product: transmembrane protein 235
Exons: 4
Coding region: 1-645 (214 amino acids)
Cellular component (GO): apical plasma membrane
Source: RefSeq, a predicted model, not a curated record